AUGACAAUGAGGCCGCUCGUCCUUCUUGCCCUGGCCGUCGUGCUCGCCGCCGGUAUCGGCGGCGCUGAGGGAGCUGGCGAGUGCAGCGUGAGGGCCUCGGCCAUGGCCCAGCAACUGGCUCCGUGCCUCCCGGCGGUGCGCAACCCGCAGUCCGCGCCGACGAGCAGCUGCUGCGUGGGUGUGCGCAACAUCAACAUGAGGAGCCCCGGUUGCGUGUGCUCCGUCAUGUCCGACGUCUUCAAACUGGCCGGACUGAAGCCUCAAGUCGCAAUCGCAAUCCCCAAGCGCUGUGGCAUUGCCGACUGCGGAGGUAACACGUUUCCUUGA
This is a messenger RNA of Triticum turgidum subsp. durum (durum wheat), 327 nucleotides long. Lineage: Eukaryota; Viridiplantae; Streptophyta; Magnoliopsida; Poales; Poaceae. The record is from the annotation of a GenBank genome assembly.